This is a messenger RNA of Mus caroli (Ryukyu mouse), 2229 nucleotides long. Its product is annotated as isopentenyl-diphosphate Delta-isomerase 1. Gene Ontology annotation, cellular component: cytoplasm. Gene Ontology annotation, molecular function: isopentenyl-diphosphate delta-isomerase activity. Lineage: Eukaryota; Metazoa; Chordata; Mammalia; Rodentia; Muridae. Gene Ontology annotation, biological process: isopentenyl diphosphate biosynthetic process; isoprenoid biosynthetic process. The record is from RefSeq and is a predicted model, not a curated record.
AGAAGCCUCCCCAGUAAGGAAGCUUUCCCACCGCGGAGCAGCUAGACGCGCGGGCCGUCUCAGCUGUCCACUGGGGGUCGCCAACACCCUCGCUCGGGUCCCAGGGCCGCAAUCACUCCUGGAGACCUCCAGUGCUUCUUUCAGAGCCACAGCAGGGCAAGUGGUGCCACCGCGCGCUAACCUGGCGCGGCCGUGACGUCAGGCUUGUGCUAGAUUGGCAAUUGGCUAGAGGCAUGUGGCGCGGACGGACACUGGCGCGAGCGAUUGGAUAUGCUGUUAGGGGGCGGGGCCUGGAGGCGGAGCAUGCUGCGGAGAGGAUUGAAGUACUGCUCUCCCCACAGCUUCUCAGCACCUGCAGCCGGAAUCUCUGUGUUCUAGGCCAGAUCAGACAUUCUGUCACAAUGCCUGAAAUAAAUACCAGCCAUCUUGAUGAAAAACAGGUUCAGCUUCUAGCAGAGAUGUGCAUUCUUAUUGAUGAAAAUGACAAUAAAAUUGGGGCUGACACCAAGAAAAAUUGUCACCUUAAUGAAAACAUCGACAAAGGAUUAAUACAUCGAGCUUUUAGUGUCUUCUUGUUUAAUACUGAAAAUAAGCUCCUGUUACAGCAGAGAUCAGAUGCUAAAAUUACCUUUCCAGGUUGCUUCACCAAUAGUUGCUGUAGUCAUCCAUUAAGUAACCCAGGCGAGCUGGAAGAGAACAACGCCAUUGGUGUGAAGCGAGCAGCACAACGGCGCUUAAAAGCCGAGUUGGGAAUACCCUUGGAAGAGGUUGAUCUAAAUGAAAUGAAUUAUCUAACAAGAAUUUACUACAAGGCCCAAUCGGAUGGUAUCUGGGGUGAACAUGAAGUUGAUUACAUUCUGUUUCUGAGGAAGAAUGUCACCUUGAAUCCAGAUCCCAACGAGAUUAAGAGCUAUUGCUAUGUCUCAAAGGAAGAAGUCAGAGAACUUUUGAAGAAGGCAGCCAGUGGUGAAAUUAAGUUAACUCCGUGGUUUAAGAUAAUUGCAGAUACUUUCCUCUUCAAAUGGUGGGAUAACUUAAACCAUUUGAGCCCAUUUGUUGACCACGAGAAAAUACAUAGAUUGUAAAUGUGUAAAUGAUUUGAAAGUUUUUCUACCUGGUAAGAAUGGUUUCGUUUGGUUUUAAGUUGGGCCCUCUUGUAUGAUGCACAGGUAUUUUACAACCAGAAUUUGUUUUGAGAAAAGAAAAACUCAACUAGCUUACAGUUUUAUAUUAUAUAUCCCAUAUAUAUGCACUGAUGUCUGUAAAAGACAUUUGGGAGAGGUUAUUGGNAAAUUAUGCCAUAAGUAAAACUUAAUUUAGCCUGUCCAAAUACCUGGCUAUGACAAGAUUGAGGAAAUAACUAGAACUCAUAUUUUACAUUUUGACAGACACUUUCAGAACACUUUGCUAAUUGCCAAGUGUUUUCUAUAUCUUUAGAUUUUUAUCAUACAUCAGAAAAUUGAGCAGAAAACACUGCUUGGCUGCUUUAAAACAGCACUAAGAGGUGAAAUGGGCAGGGCUCAGGAUACGGCUGAGUGUACCAUGAUUGUCUUGUAGGCAUGAUGUCAUGGCUGUUGAGUCCCUAAUCCUAAAGAUAAUUGUAACAACAAUAGCAACAGACAGAGCAGGUUCAGAGGAAAGUACAUGGCUCUCUCGGUCUUCAUACAGCAUGGUUAAUCUCAGGAAUCCCUGUAUAACCAAUACUGUGGAUGCUCAAGUCAAUAGAACGUAUUNUAUUUGCAUAUUACUGACUACACUUCACCUCAUCUCUGGCGUGGUCAUGACACUAAACACAGCGUAAAUGCUCAUGUAAAUGAUUGUUGUACUAUGCUUUAUGAUAAGGAGAAGUUUGCAUGUGCGGUACAGAUCAAAUAUUAAUAGAUAGUUGCUUGAGCCCCUGGAGGUUUGACCCACAGAUUUAAAAGGCCAGUUCUGUAUACUAGUUUUUGUCAUUCUCAGUUGAUUUUGUGCUUUAGCCAUCCUGAAGUUACUAUUUUUCUACUUAAAGGUAACUGUUACUUUUGGUAGUAAUGGUAACUGAUUAGCUAUGCAGCAAAAUCUGCUUACAGUCCUAGUGAUAAAGAUGGUUAGUCAUAAGGUGGGAGUGAGUUCUACUCUAAAGAGUUGGGAAAACCUUUGACUCUACCAUGGCGGGCNCUGGAUACUCUUGUUGGAGGGGGUCUGGUUUGAGUUAGAUAAUUUAGUAGCAUUAGCACCCCUUUGUUAAGA